AUGGUGCGGGCCAGGCGGCGGCGCGCGGGGCCUUCUGGGUGGCUGCGGCGUCCGUGCGAUCCGCCCCCUCCCCCCUCCCGCCCCUCCGCCGGCAACCAUGGCAACCGGUCUCCGCGGCAACAGCGGCCCUACCAGGCCCGCGGCCUCGGCGGCGGCGGCAGCACCCGGCGGCUCCGGAAGGAAGGUAUGUUGCCAAGGACUGGAAGGAGACUGAUGUUCAUGACAGGCAGCUGCACAGCACAGAGCUCUCUGCUCUACAGGCUGUUCACAAGAAAACACUCUGGAGCACCAAGAACCACUCCGGUUUGCAGCUUGACUGAUAAGGUUAAUCUGGAACAUGUAGACUCUGCUAAAGGGGCCCACCAAGCGCGGAUCUCAGCCAGGGCGCCCGAGGAGACCGCGUGCUCCCGUUCCAACGACACCCGCAUGCGCAUGAGGAGCCAGAGCUCGGCUAGUGGUGUGCGACUGUGCCAGGGAGUGACGAGCGGGUCGGUAACGGUGAGUAUUUGCCGCCCGCCCGGGUGGGUGGGAGAGCGGGCGGUUGCGGGCGCCCGGGUUGUCGGUGAGGCCGUGCGGGUGGGGGAGGGGUGUCCGCCAUGUUGUGAGGGAAGGGUCCGAGCGUGA
Molecule: messenger RNA, 624 nt
Organism: Pristis pectinata (smalltooth sawfish)
Lineage: Eukaryota; Metazoa; Chordata; Chondrichthyes; Rhinopristiformes; Pristidae
Exons: 5
Coding region: 1-624 (207 amino acids)
Source: RefSeq, a predicted model, not a curated record